This is a messenger RNA of Myxocyprinus asiaticus (Chinese sucker), 2529 nucleotides long. RefSeq names its product CD276 antigen-like. Lineage: Eukaryota; Metazoa; Chordata; Actinopteri; Cypriniformes; Catostomidae. The record is from RefSeq and is a predicted model, not a curated record. The coding region runs from base 239 to 1012 and encodes 257 amino acids. The transcript is spliced from 4 exons.
AGGGAUGAUCACUUCUAUAUGGAACGCACCGUGGGACGUUGGCAUUACUGCGCGUUCAGAAACACUUUGAAGUCUUUGGAUACGUCUACGGAUAUCAAACUUUAUUCAUCUCAUGACCGUGACUUUAUCGUUCUUCAACAAUUCAGUCGUGAAUCAGAGUAGCCUAUACUUUGGUGGUUAACGUCAAAGCUGCACAGAACUGUCUAAUAUAAACAACAUUUCUGAAUUCCCCGCGAAGAUGCUUUGGGUCCUUCUUUGCGUCUUGGAAGCUCUUGUGGCCUCUUUUGAGGUGAGUGUCCCACAUAAGCAUUUGGUGGCAAUCCGGGAUCGUCCAGCUGUACUGGGCUGUAUAUUCACUCCUGAUCCCAACUUCUCCAGCUUGGUGGUUACCUGGCAGCGGCAAGAGGAUUCACGGGUCGUCCACAGUUUCUAUUAUCAACAGGACCAAUUGGACAGGCAGAGUCCAGAAUACCACAAUCGGACCUCACUUUAUAUUUCAGAGCUUGGAAAAGGAAAUGCCUCUUUAAAAAUAGCAGCAGUAAGGCCAAAGGAUACAGGCUGGUACAUAUGCAUAGUGAGCAACGACAAGGGGACAGAAAGAGCCCUAUUAGAAGUGACCUAUGGAGCUCUUUACUCCGAGCCCAGGUUGAGCAUUCAUGUGAACUCACAAACAGUGACAGUUCAGUUUGAGACAGAGGGAUUCCCUAAACCUGAGGUGAGCUGGCUAGGAGAACAAGGUCAGAACCUCAGUCAUCACCUGGAGCUAUAUGAUCAGACAGAAGAUGGACUUUAUUCCAUGAAGAGCAGCUAUGAGGUCCAGAAACCAGCGAUUAAAGUUACAUUUAUGCUGAAGAACCACCUUCUCAGCCAGAACCUUCAGAGACCUGUGAAAAUCAGCUACGAUGACGCAGCCAAACGUCAAGUGAUCAUCGCAGUUGUUGUCCUCUCCAUACUUUGCUUUCUCCUGUUUAUUGGCUUUUUUUUUUUAACAGUGUGGAGACGAAAAAAGUAAAUAUCCUACUUUUGAUGAACUAUUAAAAUUAGUCAUUUCUGUUAUAGAUUUUACCUAGUUGAUUGUGUACAUUCUUCGAUGUGUUACCUAGUGGUGCUUAUGCAGGGGAUGCAAGAAUGUGUCAUUUACCAGAUAAUUUCCCGAAUCCUGUCCCCCCUUUUCUCCCCAUAAUUUCCUAUACUUUCUACAUGUAGAAAGUAUGUAGAAAUGGUAGUAAUAAAAAGAAAGGGGAAAAAAAAGUUAAUCAUUGGCAGGUUUUAACAUGUUAUAAUUGAAUAAGCACAUACCAGCAAAGUUAAUAAAUUAUCAAAUAAAUUGUCAUUUGGGUGUGUGCAGAAAGUAAUUUGUUUAAAUAUUUAAAUCAUUAUUCACUGCUUUGCUUUUUGAACGCAUUUUGUGGGUGAGGUUUAAGCACAAGUUUUAUGACCAGACAGGUAGCAGACAGGCACCAUUGCAUAACCUGUGUUGAGUUAACUGCCCUGAAAAUGCAAACGCAGUAACUAUACAUUUUGUCAAAACAACCGAAACCUUAUCUCUUGGAUUAUGAUCUGCACUUUUACAUAGUAAAGUACAGUGAAGUCAAAGAUCGUUUGGCUUCACUAUGCUCAGAUUCAGAGAAAAAUGAUAAUGCACAUUUGGCUAGGCAAUCAAAAAACUUUGAAGCCCUUUUUUUUCUUAAUUUCAGUGUUACGUUUUGGCUUUGUAGCCAUUUUAAAUUUCACAGUAUUUGUUUUUUCUAUUAAUGCCAUCUUAUAAAAGAAACCAUUUAAAACACAGGACUAACUACCCUUCAACCACAGGGAUCACUGUCCUAACAUUUUUAUUUUUUAAUUAAAUAUUUAAUAUAUAUUUUUUUUUACCUAUUACAAUAAUGAUUCCAUACGGUGCAGAACAAAUUGCUUUUAUUCAUAUAACUUAUUAAAAAGUCAAUACAACCUUGGCAGUGUGAUACUGAAGAUAAUGUUUACUUUUUUAUGACAAAUUGCUUGUUUUGUGCCUUAUUUGUAAAUUGCUUUGGAUAAAAGCAUCUACUAAAUGACUAAAUGUAAAUGUAAGCCUAACUUGGCAUGGUUAAUGCACUGAGCAUGUUGAGCUCUGAGCAGUGUUACAACUAUGCAACAUUUAAUUUUAGCAUGACUUCCAGACAGUUAUUGGUCAGCGAGUGCCUAGCUCGAGUCUGUGUUUGUAGCCUGCUAGCUUUUUUGCAUCACUUAUAUAAGUGGGCCCUCAGUCACCAUUUCUUCAGAAUUUUCUUCCUUCAAUACUGCAAACUUCGUCUUCGUCUUGGAACCCUUUCUGCUUUGCCGUCGAUGUAUACUUACAGCAGUUGAAAAUUCUCAGCAAGAUGCGAACAGGACAACUUGUCGCCUGUGCUCUGCGCCUGCACCGAGAGGCUUUCCGCUCCCCUGUGUGUUCCGGUGAAGAGUUCUCCACAUCGCCGUCGAAGACACUCUCAGUGAAUGGGUUCUUUGCUUCAGAUGCUCGUCGUAGAUCAAUGCGGCACUUCAGUGAAACUC